Thlaspi arvense is the source of this 3044-nucleotide messenger RNA. NCBI's taxonomy places the organism in Eukaryota, Viridiplantae, Streptophyta, Magnoliopsida, Brassicales, Brassicaceae. The record is from the annotation of a GenBank genome assembly.
CAUGGGUCUCCCGUCGUCUCAAUUUCUCCUUCCUCCGUAGAUUCAAAGCUCCCUCAGAUUUUAAGAUUUCUCUCUCUCAUUCUUGUUUCCUCCUAGAGAUUCCCCCAUUUCUUCACAGAGAUCAAAUUCGAAGCUCGCUACGCUCCUUGGGUUUAUCAAUUGCUGAAACCCUAGAUCUUUCUCAAAUCCCAUUUGUUGACUGAUAAAACAAAAUCGGAAUGGAUGGUAAUAGAAGCAGCAAGGAGUCGACAAGCGACUGUCGAGAAGGAUCUGUAACCAUGGAAUCAUCGGAGAUUCAGCCUCCUCGUCCUCCUCAACCACAGCCUGUGGCGGUUCUAAGUGCAAACGCGCCUCCUCCGUUCCUGAGCAAGACCUAUGACAUGGUUGAUGAUCCAGCCACCGAUUCGAUUGUGUCGUGGAGUACUAGCAACAACAGUUUUAUCGUCUGGGAUCCACCACUGUUCGCUCGAGAUCUUCUUCCCAAGAACUUUAAGCACAAUAAUUUCUCCAGCUUCGUCAGGCAGCUCAAUACCUACGGUUUCCGGAAGGUUGACCCAGAUAGAUGGGAAUUUGCGAAUGAAGGCUUCCUAAGAGGUCAGAAGCACUUGCUAAAAACAAUAACCAGGCGAAAACCUGCCCAUGCCCAAGUACAACAGCAACCUCAGCACUCAAAUGGGCAGAACUCAUCUGUUAAUUCGUGUGUUGAAGUUGGCAAAUUCGGUCUCGAAGAAGAAGUUGAGAGGCUUAAAAGAGAUAAGAACGUCCUUAUGCAAGAACUCGUCAGAUUAAGACAGCAGCAACAAUCCACUGAUAACCAACUUCAAACGAUGGUUCAGCGUCUCCAAGGCAUGGAGAAUCGGCAGCAACAACUAAUGUCAUUCCUCGCAAAGGCGGUGCAAAGCCCUCAUUUUCUGUCACAGUUCUUACAGCAGCAGAACCAGCAAAACGAGAGCAGUAGGCGAAUCAGCGAUACCAAUAAGAAGCGGAGAUUCAAGCGAGAGGGCAUUGUCAGUAGUAACAAAGAUUCUGCUUCUCCUGAUGGACAGAUAGUGAAGUAUCAACCUCCAAUGCACGAGCAAGCGAAGGCAAUGUUGAAACAGCUUAUGAAGAUGGAACCUUACAAAACCGGCGAUGAUGGUUUCCUUAUAGACAACGGUACUUCAAGUACUACAGAAGGAGCAGAGACAGAGAUGGAGAUUUCACCAAACCACGUAUCGGGUAUAACUCUUCAGGAGAUGCCAACAGCUUCCGAGAUGCAAUCAUCAUCACCGAGUGGAGCAACACCAGUUGCUGAGUUUCCAACACCAGAAGAAGCAAUUCCUUCACCUGAUGACCAAACUCUAUCUGAAUUGGCUGAUAUGCUACCAGAGAACAUCGCAGAGUUGCCUCCGGGGGAUUUCAUGGAAGGUUUUAGUCCUUUCCUAGAUUCGGAUCUGUUCAACAAUGGUUCACCCUUUGACAUUGACGACAUUCCAAUGGAUCCGGAUCUAGAACCUUCGGUUGAUGAUUACUCUGCGUUCCUUGAAGACUAUCUAAUGUCAAGCCCGGUUCAAAAUGAUAUGGAUUUAACAACAGUGGAUCUUAAAAGCAAGGAGAGUGGAACAGAGCAGAAGCAAAAUGGAUGGGACAAAACUAAACAUGUGGAUAAGCUUACUCAACAAAUGGGUCUCCUCUCGCCUGAAAACAUAGAUCUCUCAAGGCAAAAUCCCUGAUUUGGGGAAGUUUUGAAGUCUUUUGAAGCAACUCUGUUUUCCCCGAGAGCAGCAUUUUCAUUUCAUGCACUGAUUGAUCAAUUUCUUAUAUCGAAACUUGUGUUAACAUUUCUGCUUCUUGCAACUGUUAAAAUACACAUUCUGUUGAUUUACACAUUCUAUCAAGGUGAGAAUCUUUUUAAAGUUUCAAUAUAUCCUCGAAUUUGUCGCCUAUUUGUUAGAAGAAGAGCAAUGUAUAAAACUAGGUUAUGAGGCGGAAUAUUCAUAUUUCUCAUUCAAAAAAUUAUGAUUUUAUUAGCUCAUUAAUUGUCCAAAACUAAACUGAAACAAAUCUUCAAAAUUUGGCUUAUCUUCUUGAAAACCAAACCUAUCUCUGCAAAACAAAAGGAACAAAAACUUGUGAGAGAGAGGGAUUACUACAAUCUAUUUAUCACAAAAGAAUGAAGAAGAAGCUCUUCAACAGUGACUCUCUUCCUCCAAUCCUUCUCCAAACAUUUUCCAACAAAAUCUCUAAACUCCGGCGAACAACUCGCAGGAAUCUCCACCUCCUCAUUACAACAAAUCGCACAAAUCAGAGCCGCCCAAUCCGGUUUAUCCCCCGGUUUGGUCAACGGAUACCUUCCAAGGUAACACUCGAGAACCACAACUCCUAAUGACCACACAUCUCCUGCAAAUCCAACUUUUCCAAAACCCCAUUUCUCUGGAUCCACACGUUCAGGGCUCAUAUAUGCACACGUCCCACUCGAACCAUAGUCGUCUCCUCCGGCUACAAUCCUGCUCGCUCCAAAAUCCGCAAUCUUGACCUCUCCUUUCUCGUUGAUGAGGAGAUUCGAAGGCUUUAUGUCUCCGUGAACUAUCCUCAUUUCUUGCAAGUAACGCAACCCUUGGAGGACUCUGUAAGCGAGAGAUGAUAUCACAGGCUCGGGGAAGCCUUGUCGAGCAAGCAACGCCUCGUGGAGAGAUCCUUUCUCCAUAAGCUCCAUCACGUAACAUAAGUAGGAUGAGUUAACGAAAACGGCGUAGCAUUUGACGAUGAAGCUCGAUUCGAUUCGCUUGAGGAUGUCUGUUUCGACGGCGGUUGCGUUGAGAUCAUUUGACCGGAGGAGUUUUAACGCGUAGAGCGUUUUGGUUCGCCGGUGACGGGUUUUGUAGACUGUCCCACCGGUUCCUCGUCCUAAAACGGUGAGUUUCUCGAGAUCGUUUAAGGUUUCAACCGGAGAUGAUGAGUCAGGGCUUGCUGAUGAUGAUGAUAAUGAAAACGACGGCGGAGAUGGGACUCCGGCGAUGCGAAUGUAAAGUGGUGGUGGAAUAGAGAGUGUGAGUGGUUCUUGG